Vespula vulgaris is the source of this 6367-nucleotide messenger RNA. RefSeq names its product microtubule-associated serine/threonine-protein kinase 3 (gene dop). Gene Ontology annotation, biological process: peptidyl-serine phosphorylation; intracellular signal transduction. The record is from RefSeq and is a predicted model, not a curated record. Gene Ontology annotation, molecular function: protein serine/threonine kinase activity; protein binding; magnesium ion binding. Bases 710 to 5755 code for a protein of 1681 amino acids. The transcript has 21 exons. NCBI's taxonomy places the organism in Eukaryota, Metazoa, Arthropoda, Insecta, Hymenoptera, Vespidae.
UAUUUGUUCGAUCUUUACUUAGAUAUUCAUUCAGAUAAAAUAGAAACCUAUCUAGAUAAAAUUUGUAAUAAUUAAACGUUACUUCGAUUACGAUCAAUAUUUAUUUAUUAUUUUUCUCGAAUGUAAUAUAUUUUCUAUUUCUAUCUCGUAUAGAAACAGAUCUGACCUAGAGUAUAAACGAUUGAAUAUAGGUAAAUACAAAUGUAUGUAGAUGUAUAUAGAUGUAUAUAGAUGAUUAAUCAGAUGAGUGAUCUACUUAGGAAUGAAAUAAUUUUUCAAAUUUUGACGAAUUAUUUGAAAAAGAAAAAGAAGGAAAACACUAUUUAUAAGGAAAAUAAAAAAUAUCUGAUUUUAACACCUGAUGUCGUUUUAACUUUUCACAACAUGGCGUCCGACAGAGGGAAGUAUAGGACAAACAUCAAGAAACGAACAGUAUGCUUGUACUAUAUACAAAUAUAAAGUGUCAUACAGUGCGGCCAUGGAUGCAUGUAUUUGCGCGUGCACGAGUGAGGCUCUCUGUAUACGUCCGUCAUGAGUCAAAAUUUACGGUUCUUUCAUAUUUCGUGAUUAAUGUCUUCGUCAACAAAAAGAAUGCAAAUUUAGUCUCGGAACUACAACACCUGCUCAAUCCUAUGGACUGUUAUCCCACGAGGAUGACUCUUUCUGCCCGUUAAAUUCUAACAAUUGAAUAAAACAAAAGUUUGCAAGUAUGGAACAAAGUAGAAAUAGACCAAGUAGACCACGUCUACGUUCACAUGGUAACUCUGCACGAGUUCUUGUGUUCGAUCAAAUAGAAUCAGAUGAUACCAAUUGUAGCACAGAACAAACACGUAAUCGUCCUACAAUAUCAAAGAUAGAAAGUAAAGAAGCUCCUGUUCGACCAGUUAGUGGAGAAUUAUCAAAUUUAGUUCGUAUGCGGAAUUCAGCUAUUGGAAAAUCAGCUCCUUCUUUAUCAGUUCAUAUGCGUGAUCCAAACAUUCCUCGACGAUCUGCUAAAGCAGCACAUCGUAAAUCAUUCAUUGCAACAACAUCGCCUACUUUACCACGUUGCCAUUCACCUUUAUCUGCUUUCAUCCCAAUUGUAGGCAGUCCUCUAGAAAGUCCUAGGAUGUCAUCCAGUCCACAUUUUGCUUUUGCUCCUGUUAAAAGGAUUGGAGGUGCUACAGGGACUGGUGAUGGUAGAAGAUGGUCAGUUGCAAGUUUACCUUCUAGUGGCUAUGGGACAACACCUGGUUCAAGUAAUGUUUCGUCACAGUGUUCGAGUCAAGAACGUUUACAUCAGUUACCAAACGUUCCAACUAAAGAUGAACUACGCAUGUUAUCUUGUCACUUUUCUAAGCCUGGUACACCAUGUUCAUCACAUCCAGGUUUUCCUGGUUCCAGUAUAUCUACCAUUUCUGGUAGUCUUGAAGAAGAAGGUCGUAAAUCGCCAUUACAUCGACCGCGGUCACGAAGCUUAAGUAGUCCGAGUCGAUCUCCUGUUCUUGAUAGCGAGAUUGUCAUGAUGAAUACUUUGUACAAAGAACGAUUUCCAAAGGCUACACAACAAAUGGAAGAACGUUUAACAAAUUUUAUUAAUGAAAACAAGGAAAUCGAUGAAUAUGAAGUAGUGGCACAUAUGACUCCAGAUUCUUUACCAAUUUUACGUUUUGUUCAUCAUCAAGUAAUUGAAAUGGCAAGAGACUGUUUACAAAAGUCACAAGAAAAAUUGAUCACAACAAGAUACUUUUAUGAAAUGAGUGAAAAUUUAGAACAUUUAUUAAUGGAGACCAAGGAAAAAUCAUUAGAAGCUGCAACACGAUUGACUGGUUUAAUAAAAAAACUUUUACUAGUGAUCUCACGUCCAGCGCGAUUAUUAGAAUGUUUAGAAUUUGAUCCAGAAGAAUUUUACCAUUUACUCGAACAAGCUGAGGGUCAAGCUAAAUUUAAUGCAGGAAUAAAAACUGACAUUCCUCAGUAUAUCAUCAAUAAACUUUCUUUGAAUAGAGAUCCAAUAACUGAAUUACAGGAAGAUUUGAAUAAGCUUGAAGAUUCUGCAAGUUCUAGUGAUAGUAACAUACAAUUAACGUCGAGUCCUAACAAAGAUGAUGAUAAAUCUCAACGUGUUCCUUGUGAAAGUGAUUAUGAGGUAUUAAAACUUAUUAGCAAUGGAGCAUAUGGAGCAGUGUAUUUAGUUAAAGAAAAGACGACUAGACAGAGAUUUGCGAUGAAGAAAAUUAAUAAAAAUAAUCUAAUGCUUCGUAAUCAAGUGGAACAAGUGUUUGCUGAAAGAGAUAUAAUGAGUUUCACAGAUAAUCCUUUCGUGGUAUCAAUGUAUUGUAGUUUUGAAACGAAGAAACAUUUAUGUCUUGUAAUGGAAUAUGUUGAAGGUGGAGAUUGUGCAAAUCUUUUAAAAAAUAUUGGUCCUCUUCCAUCAGAUAUGGCAAGAUUUUAUUUUGCAGAGACUGUUUUGGCUGUAGAAUACCUGCAUAGUUAUGGUAUUGUUCAUAGGGAUUUGAAACCUGACAAUUUACUUAUUACAGCAUUAGGUCACAUUAAACUUACAGAUUUUGGUCUUAGUAAAAUGGGACUUAUGUCUCUGGCAACAAAUCUUUAUGAGGGAUAUAUAGAUAGAGAUACUCGACAAUUUUCUGAUAAACAAGUAUUUGGUACACCUGAAUAUAUCGCACCAGAAGUUAUAUUAAGACAGGGAUAUGGAAAACCUGUUGAUUGGUGGUCUAUGGGAAUUAUACUUUAUGAAUUUCUUAUUGGUUGUGUACCCUUUUUCGGCGAAACACCUGAGGAACUGUUUGCUCAUACUGUUAAUGAUGACAUAGAGUGGCCAAGUGAGGAUGAUUGGCUAGUUCAUCCUGAAGCUAAAGAUAUUAUAACUGUAUUGCUACAACAAAGUCCUAGAGAUCGAUUAGGAACUGGCGGUUCACAUGAAGUUAAAGAACAUCCUUAUUUUUAUGGCGUUAAUUGGAAUAGUCUUCUUAGACAAAAGGCUGAAUUUGUACCACAAUUAGUUGAUGAUGAGGAUACGAGUUACUUUGAUACUCGUAUGGAUAGAUAUAAUCACGAUAUAGGCGAUGAUACAGAUGACACUGAUGAUUCUCCUUUAUUUGGAUCAUUUUCUUCGUAUUCUCCACAAUCACGGAAAAUUUCUCAAAGCCGUCCACAACAAACAAACAUAGAGCCAGAAGUGGAUUCUAAGAAACAACCAUUCCAUACUGAGUUAGAAAGCACAGUUUCACAACUUUCUCUUGUAUCAAAUACAUCUAUUACUACUACUACUACUAUUACUACUACUACUACUACUACUACAUCCAAACUCUUAGAAACGAGUCAAAAUUCAGAGAAAAGUCGGUCGCUUCUUUCUAUGAAGACAACUCCAUGUGUCGAAAAUCUGAACAGGCCUACAAAGUCAAGUAUAUCAUCUGUUGGUUCUACUUCUAUUGGAAGCAGUGAAUCGCAAUUAACUGUGGUCAAAAAUAUUCAAUCAGAGAAUACUUCUAUUAAUUUGAGUACACCAGAUUCUUCACAAACAGAAUCUGAAGACAUCAGCCCACAGAUACAAAGGAAACGUCACACACAUUCUCGUGAUAAGCUGCCCAGGUUCAGUAUUCCUAUUGAUGAUGAGCACAUAUUGGAUUUAACAGCAGCAAACAAGGAGAUUCUGGAGGAUAAACAUAAUUCCAGUACUGAUUCCUUUGAAUCUUAUAACGCAGUUCCCAUUUUACCGGCAAAUAAGUCAAAGUCAAGGUCUGUUAUUAAGUCUGCAUCGACUAGUGGCUUAUCACUAGUAAUACCGACUAGUGAAUUUACUUAUGAUUCUCUGGUCAGUAAUCAAUCUAUUGAGUCACCUGGUGGAUCUUCUACAGCUUCUUCGAGAGAUACGUCCCCAUGUCGAGAAUUAAGUCCUCUUGUAACCAGUUUGAAACCUCCAAUUAUUAUAAGAAGAGGACCAUGUGGAUUUGGUUUCACAGUGCAUACCAUCAGAGUUUAUUAUGGUGACAGUGAUUUUUACACUAUGCAUCAUUUAGUGAUGGCAGUUGAUCAGUCAAGUCCUGCAUUUGAAGCUGGUUUGAGGCCAGGGGAUUUGAUAACGCAUAUAAAUGGAGAACCUGUACAAGGGUUAUAUCACACUCAAGUUCUCCAGUUAAUGCUGAGUGGCGGUGAUCACGUCACUUUACGUAGUACGCCUUUAGAAAACACCAGUAUUAAAUCUGGUGGUAGAAAAAGAGAUCUCACUCAAAGUAAAAUGGCACGCAGAACGUUUCAUAAACAAAGGAAACAAAAACGAGAGCUUUCUGACAAGAAGCGACAAAAAACGUCUCUUUUUAAGCGAAUAAGUUCGAAACGUGCUAGUGUAGAGAUGCAACAGAUGGCUGCAGGAAUUUGUUCACCCUCAAUGGUGACCCCUAGUCGAUCUUUUCAAUCCUUCACACGUUCUCAGGAUAUUACACCUUAUUAUGGUGCAUGUACAAAAUCCGUCUGUAGUCCUUCUCCACCAACAAAUCGUACUAAUUCAGAAUCCUAUCAUUCAACUGGAAAUUCAAGUCCAUGUUCAAGUCCAAACUCUUCUUCACCAGGUUCUAAUAUUUCUAUUGGAAAUUUGUCAAAUCAAUCACAUUAUCAAAGACCAAGUACUUUGCACGGUUUAAAGCAUAAAUUACAUACAGCAGCAAAGAAUAUCCAUUCUCCAAAUCGUAGGAAGUCUGUAGGGCAUAUACCUUUAUCUCCUUUAGCUAGAACUCCCAGUCCAUCACCACUCCCUGCUAGUCCAACAAGAAGUCCAAGUCCUUUAGCAUUUCCCACAGGACAUCAACCUGGUAGUUCUAAUACUACGCAAUCAUACAGUCCAGGUGUUUGUUUGUCAGCACCUAGUAGUCAGAAGAAAGGAUAUGGACGUCCAAAAUCGGCAGAACCAGGGUCACCACUUUUAAGAAGAGCUCUCAGUCCCGAUAGAUUGCAUCCUCGUUCAGCGGAAAAUAAAACAUCGAUAUCGCCAUUGGCAAAUACCGUCGUAAAAGUAACACCACGUGUGACAAUUGCUCAAACGUCUCAUGCUGAAAUUUCCGAAGAGGCUAGUGAAAUGAAUAAAGAAAGCAGUGAUAUGAAAGGAGAGAAGAAAGUGUGUACAGAACCGAAAACCGUAGUCGAUUAUCCUAAAUUAACACAUGGUAUAUCGAUUAAUAUAGCAAACGUUGGUAUAUCUAAUGCUUGUGGAAGUACACAGUUACCAAGAAUAGCUGAAGAAAAAGAUUCGCCAACUGGAACUAAGAGCGAUGAUUAUACAUCGAAAGAAGUUAUGGUGCCUGUAGAGAAAAAUGAAAAAAAUGAGAAAAAUGAUGCACGUAACGAUCGAAUAUUAUUAGAAGAUAAAAAUGUAACUUACAAUAACGAAUCCCGCAGUGUUUAUCCUAACGAAAUCAGUGUGAGUAAUCUAGAAUCACGAAAUAAUGAAGCAAUAAAGGACAUCGUCCAUCAAAACGAAUCACCGGAUACACUAUCUCAUGGUGCUGCUGGUGUGUCUCCAAUGACGUUAGAGCAAAAACAAUUGAAGCGUAAUGAAACGGAGAUCAAAUUAACUUCAUUUAAUUCGGGUGCUCUCGAACAAUCAACUUCUAGCAAGAGUAAUGUAGAUAACACUCAAGAGUGUCGGAAAAUAUUAAAGAAAUACAAAAUCGAUACUUUAGAUGACUCGAAAACUCGGGACGAUUCAAUACGUUCGUGUGAAAACAGUGAAUUCGUAAGUGAAAAAAAAAAUAUCUAAUUAUGUGUGCGCGUAACCAUUUACUUUGAAAAACUGAUUUUAGAAAUAGGUUCAGCAUAAAACUUAGUAGCAAAAAGUAUCAAUAUUUGACUAUAAUCAGUAAUGCUUGUGGAAAAAAAGAAAAAGAAAAAAAAAAAAAAAGGAAAAUCUCCAUUUCGCGUUUUUUGAUGUGAAAAUGAAGUCGCGAUGGAGAAAAAGAAAGAGAGUCAUUUAUCGUAACUGUAAAAGUAUUAUGUAUCGUGUAUAAGUCUAUACGUCGUUUGAGAUAUCAAUCUGUGUGAUAAUACUCUUAACUAUUCUCUUGCUAUAUCAUUGUUCAAGUCAAAUUUGUUAAAUUGAGCUCAUUGCUAGUUACAGUUUUAAAAAAUAUUUGUGUUGAAAGUUAUACGCUUCCAUUAAAUAAUUGUUUACAAAGGAGUAAAUUACUGAUAUUUUAGAAUAGUUUUGUCCCGCCAUACGCUUAGUAAAAGAAAUAAGAUCAAAAUAAGCAAAAAUAAAAAAAAGUACCUUAAAGAAUUCCAAGAAUUUUGAAUUUUUAUUUAAGUUAAUAAAGUUUGUUGGGUAUAUUAAAGAAAAAAAAAAAAAAAAAAAAAAAGAAAGAAAAAAAAGAAA